Hyaloperonospora brassicae is the source of this 957-nucleotide messenger RNA. Lineage: Eukaryota; Oomycota; Peronosporomycetes; Peronosporales; Peronosporaceae. The record is from the annotation of a GenBank genome assembly.
AUGGCGACGACGCCAAAGCCUGCGAAAACGGUCAAGAAGCUGCAGACAGCAGUCGCACACCCCACUGCGUCGUUUGCCAAUGCUCUCGCAGUCCUCCUCACUUCACAGAGCAGACACAAGUUGUGCCUCAGUACCCAGUCACUCGUCGCCAUCGCACGUUCCUGCGCAGCUGCUCGCACAGUGCUCCGCACGUGGCUCGACGCUGUCGUGCGGGACAUCUCGCAGGGCAAAGAGGUACUGCCACUACCUGUCCGCUUCCCUCGGACCGCGACCUUCGCCACGAAACUCGUUGCUGUCGUUGAGCUCUUGCAGACGUUCACUUAUGCGACGGCCGUCCACGUGCCCGUCGCGCGUCAGCUGCAGCAGUACCCACUGCCGUUGCAGCUCUUGGAAAAGCAGCAACAGGACACGCGCUGGCAGCAGCUCCGUCGCGGCCGUCAAGUCGCUGUCUUUCUCGCAACGACCAAAGCAAAGGGGUGGGGCGUGUUCGCGGCCCAACCCAUCGAAGCGAACACGUUCGUUGGCGAGUACACAGGUGAACUCGUGUCGACGCGCGAAGUGCAGCGGCGCUAUCGCGAGCGCUACGACCCACAGGCGCUGAACUACGUGUGGUCGGUGCGCGAGCACGUGGCGCGGCCGAACGAAGAGGGCAACCUGCCGUUCGACACGGUGCGGACGAACGUGGACGCGUCGAGCAGCGGCAACGCGACGCGCUUCGUCAACCACAGCUGCGCGGCCAACAUGGCGCUCGAGGCCGUGCGCGUGGACUCGUUCGUGCCGCGCUUGGCGCUCUUCACGCGCGUGCGCGUCGACGCGGGUCAAGAGCUCACGAUCGACUAUAGCGGCGGCGGCUCGAGCCGUGUGGUGCGGGACGCUACGGAGCAGGUGCAGGGGACUCGACCGUGUCAGUGCGGAGCUCGAGCGUGUCGGGGCUACUUGCCGGGCGGACGGACAUGA